AAGUUGCCUAAUCGUGCGUUAAAUGUUUAUAUAUCUUUGUAGGUUAUGAUUUUUCGUAUGAAGUUAUAUUCGAUUUUAAUUUUUAAUAUAGUGUACAAUACAUCGUGUUAUGCCUUUUUGUCUCAGCUGUUUCUAAUGCGUUUAAAUAAAAGGGUAGUAAAUUGAAACUGUUUGCGUAUUUAAAAAUUAUGUGCUGUUCCUUUGAGUGUCUUUUAAUGCUCUAAAAUUUCAGUAUGAUUUUUUUAAAGAAUGAAGAAUUUUAUCCUUCAGUUCAUAUUAAUUUCUUGAAAAGAUUUCUGCAUCACGCUUCGAAGUCGUGGUCUUCGCACGAUUCGUCACGUUUAACUUUGGCAUUUUUUGCCAUAUCGGGGUUAGAUAUUCUGAAUGCGUUAGAUACGUUAAACGAAGACGAAAAAAGUGAAAUUUGUGAUUGGAUUUACAAACUUCAAGUUGUUCCUGUGGAAGGUGGUGAUGGAAGUUGGGAUCGCUGUGGUUUCCAAGGGUCAACGACUUUCUGUUUACCCGAUGACGGCCUUGAGAAUCACGUUUCUCAGUACGAGUGUGGCCAUUUAGCAAUGACUUACACAGGUCUGGCAUGCUUAGUGAUUCUGGGAGAUGACUUGAGUAGAGUCAACAGAAAAGCAGUGAUUCAUGGUGUGAGGUCACUGCAGCAAGCUGAUGGCAGUUUUUGUGCCACAUUGUCUGGUAGUGAGAGCGACAUGAGGUUUGUUUACUGUGCAGCCUGCAUUUGUUACAUACUCUGUGAUUGGUCUGGCAUUGACUCGCAGAAGACCCUAAACUACAUCCUGGAAAGCUUGUCUUAUGACUUUGGAUUUUCUCAAAGGCCAGAGUGUGAGUCUCAUGGUGGCACAACAUAUUGUGCUGUCGCAACACUGGCAUUAAUGAAUCAGGUAGAACUGCUCAGUAAAAAACAGCUAGAUGGUCUUAAGAGGUGGUUACUAUUUCGCCAGGUGUCUGGAUUUCAAGGUCGCCCCAAUAAACCUCCAGAUACUUGCUAUUCAUUUUGGAUUGGAGCAACUCUAAAGCUCCUAGGAGUGUUUCAUCUUAGCGACUUCAAGGAGAACAAGAAGUACAUAAUGUCAACACAGGAUACUCUGUCUGGAGGCUUUUCAAAAUGGGAGGACACCACCACUGAUCCGCUCCACACUUACUUUGGUCUGUGUGGCCUCAGCCUUAUGAACGAGGGCGGUCUGCUUCCCGUUCACCCGGGUCUGAACAUCAGCCAGAGGGCCCACAAACACUUGGAGAACUUGCACAAGAUGUGGGAGUACUGACAAGACAGUGUGUGUGUGGAAUACAUACAUGUAGCACAAGUGUGACUGCACAUAUCAGAUCAGAUGGAUGAUGAUGACUUGUGUGAUAUUUUACUAUCUCAGUUGAUGUGAACGGUGUGCUCAAGAAAGCUUUGUUUAGUUAUUAUUGUACGCACAAAAUAAACGGCUUUACUUAUUUUGUAACUGACACCCGAUACUCAAAAAUUUUGAUGUUGAAGAAAUCACAUAAUUGAAGGUUUCAGUGAGGAACAUAAAAUGGAACAGCUAUAAGGUAGUCCUAAAUUUGUUGAAAAAUGAAAAGUAUCAAAAUAAAAUUGAGAUGGAAUGGUAUGUAGGUUUACACUUGGCUCUCUGAAUCGGGUGUAUUCCUUUUUAAUAAAUUAUACGAAGUGUGAGGUUUGGAAGUUGUCCAAGUUGUUGUCCUAGGAUUACAUGUCCAAACAGAUUGCCAUCUGUUCUUGCCAUGGAUAAUUUUAUUCUUUCGGAAUGUUUUCUCAAAAGUAUAAACUAAUUUUUCUGUAAGGAUAAAAGUAACAUUGUCAUGCAAGUACUACAAUAUUGUACAUUCCAUAUGUUCAUAAAUAAUACCAGUUGAAAUUUGUGAA
This is a messenger RNA of Bacillus rossius redtenbacheri, 1900 nucleotides long. It is a transcript of the gene betaggt-I, whose product is annotated as geranylgeranyl transferase type-1 subunit beta. Gene Ontology annotation, cellular component: CAAX-protein geranylgeranyltransferase complex. Lineage: Eukaryota; Metazoa; Arthropoda; Insecta; Phasmatodea; Bacillidae. Bases 234 to 1295 code for a protein of 353 amino acids. The record is from RefSeq and is a predicted model, not a curated record. Gene Ontology annotation, biological process: protein geranylgeranylation. The transcript is spliced from 7 exons. Gene Ontology annotation, molecular function: CAAX-protein geranylgeranyltransferase activity.